Octopus bimaculoides (California two-spot octopus) is the source of this 2042-nucleotide messenger RNA. RefSeq names its product transcription factor Jun. The record is from RefSeq and is a predicted model, not a curated record. Gene Ontology annotation, molecular function: RNA polymerase II cis-regulatory region sequence-specific DNA binding; transcription factor binding; DNA-binding transcription factor activity, RNA polymerase II-specific. Gene Ontology annotation, biological process: regulation of cell cycle; regulation of transcription by RNA polymerase II; regulation of cell population proliferation. Gene Ontology annotation, cellular component: transcription regulator complex. Lineage: Eukaryota; Metazoa; Mollusca; Cephalopoda; Octopoda; Octopodidae.
UCAUUCGAAUAAAGGGCGUCAGAAGAAGUGUUUGGACUCAGAUCACAUUUUGAAAUAGUAUCAGAAGGAUCGUGAAAAUAAAACUGAAAAUAUCUCUACAGCUUCACGAACACUUCGAGAAAACUAAAGAGAGGACCAUCUUUACAUUUUAUCGUCUUUCACUUCUACGGAUUACAUUAUUACAAAUUUCUCUGUCGCAAACUUCCGCGCUUAUAAUAUAAGGUUUGCUGGAAAAAAAAAAAGGCACAGAGAUGGAACCGACGUUUUACCACGACGAGUGUCAUCCAAGCAAUGAGUCGCUUAAAAGACUUAAAAAGUCUAUGACUCUGGACUUUACUCCAGGCGGUAGCAGUGCAAAAUCCGCAAAACUUAACAACCCUCUUCAGUCACCCGAUCUAAACCUUUUAAAACUAGCAUCUCCAGAGUUAGAACGGAUGAUAAUUCAGGCUAAUGGAAUGGUCACUACAACUCCAACACCAACACAAAUUCUCUGUCCAAAAUUCGUAACAGAAGAACAAGAAGCUUACGCUCGGGGAUUUGUAGAUGCCUUAGCCAAAUUACACAAAAGCUAUGGAGAAGAUUCUUUGAAUAAUUUACCAAAUUUUCCUUACACACAAACGUCCAGCGAAAGUAUUAAUAUUCAAGGGCAUUUAAUGAACAGUAAUAUAUCCACUACCGAUUCUACCCUCCUGAAUGCCCGCGGGUCAACAAAUACCCCAUCAAAUCUCGUGUCCGCCCAUCAGUCCAUUUCUACAGCCCUACCACCAUCCAAUCAUUCUACAGUGAACACAAACGAAGAAUCUGGUAUAGUGAAACUUAAAGAAGAACCCCAAACAGUACCAUGUUUAGGAAGUACACCUCCGCUCUCUCCUAUUAAUAUGGAAUCACAGGAGCGAAUUAAAUUAGAACGAAAGCGUGCCAGGAACCGAAUCGCUGCCCGAAAGUGUCGGACGCGAAAGCUGGAGCGCAUCGCGAGACUGGAAGAUCGAGUUAAAGAUCUCAAGGACCAGAAUUCAGAACUGUCCCAAAUGACUACAACACUCAGGGAUGACAUUUGCAAACUUAAACAACAAAUUAUCGAACACGUAAAUAAUGGUUGUCGGAUACUUCAUACACAUCCCCAUUUAAUAAUCUAAAUGUAAGAAACUUUACUGAAGAGAAAAAAAUGGAAAAAAAAAACGAUGCUUACCUCCUGAUUGGGAAACUAGUUAUAAAAUGCGCUUUUUUCUAAGAAGUAUCCUAAACACAAACAUCAGGAUUCGUUUUAAUCUUCCUUUCUUUUUUAUGCAAAAUAUUUGGAGAAAAAAAAGUAUUAGACUCAAACUUGGAUAAAACGAUCCCUAAAUGUAUUUGUUGAUACUGAGUGUUGAUGGGAAAACUGAAGGGGGAAGUAGGUAUUUUUGCCUUAACUUUAAAUUUGUCUCAAGAUCUUCCCUUAUUUCUAAAAAUUACUGCAAAAAAAAGAAGAAAAAAAACAUCCACAAAGAAAGUCAACAAAAGAAACAAAAUUUACAUUUUGCAUUUAAGUUUAGGACUUUUUAACUAAAGCAAAUUAUUAACCACCAGCUUUUUAUUUUGUAUCCUGAUUCGAGAAUGGUGAGGUUUGCAGAAGAACCAUGGAGCAGAGUGUUCCUUACAUCCAGUAAGUGCUCUUAUGAAUUGAUGGUGCAAAACGUUAUGAAACAAAACAGAUCUUCUGAUGUGAUAUUUUGCAGGUUGAAAACUUAUACACUCCUGAUCUUGACUGUGUAACACUGUUCCUAAACAUUUAUAGCUGUUGAUCAGCUAUAAAUGUUGAAACAGUUCUAAAAAAGCCCAAAACGUUUUGUAUACGAAUCGCAUUCAUGAACUUGCUCUGUCUAACGACAAAUUUUGUAAAUUUUGAUAAACUCUGUACAUAUUAACUCAAAUGACAGGUGCUGCAACUAUUAUGAUGCAAGACUACUGUACAUAAUUGGAGGUUUUAAUCCAUCUAAUUUUUCUAUUGGAAAAAUUAUAUAUUUAUUACUUGUACAGACAUUAAAUUUUUCAUUUAAAUCGUA